AUGGAAUCCAACAAGGAUGAAGCCGAGCGCUGUAUCAGCAUCGCCCUCAAGGCCAUCCAGAGCAACCAGCCCGACCGGGCGCUCCGCUUCCUGGAGAAGGCACAGCGGCUGUACCCGACGUCGCGCGUUCGCGACCUGAUCGAGUCCCUCAACCAGAAACCUCCAUCUGCCGGCGACCAGCCCCAGCCCACAGACACGACCCACGCGACCCGACGGAAAGCAAGUGGGUCCGAGGCCCCGUCGGCCAAUGGCGAGGCAGGAGGAGGAGGAGGAGGGGAGCCCACCAAAGGCUACACCGCGGACCAGGUGGCCGCCGUGAAGAGGGUGAAGCAGUGCAAAGACUACUACGAGAUCCUGGGCGUGAGCAGAGGCGCCUCCGAGGAGGACCUGAAGAAGGCCUACCGCAAGCUGGCCCUCCGGUUCCACCCCGACAAGAACCACGCGCCCGGCGCCACCGAGGCCUUCAAAGCCAUCGGCACAGCGUAUGCCGUGCUCAGCAACCCGGAGAAGAGGAAGCAGUACGACCAGUUCGGUGAUGACAAGAGCCAGGCGGCCCGGCACGGCCACGGCCACGGGGACUUCCACCGUGGCUUUGAGGCCGACAUCUCCCCUGAAGACCUCUUCAACAUGUUCUUCGGCGGCGGCUUCCCGUCCAGUAACGUGCACGUCUACAGCAACGGCCGGAUGCGCUACAACUACCAGCAGAGGCAGGACCGCAGGGAGAACCAGGGGGACGGCGGACUGGGGGUGUUUGUCCAACUGAUGCCCAUCCUCAUCCUAAUCCUGGUGUCGGCUCUCAGCCAGCUCAUGGUCUCCAGUCCGCCCUACAGUCUGAGCCCACGGCCGUCGGUGGGCCACAUCCACAGGCGCGUCACUGACCACCUGAACGUCGUCUACUACGUGGCCGACACCUUCUCUGCGGAGUACACGGGCUCCAGCCUGAAGACGGUGGAGCGCAACGUGGAGGACGACUACAUCGCCAACCUCCGCAACAACUGCUGGAAGGAGAAGCAGCAGAAGGAAGGCUUGUUGUACCGGGCCCGCUACUUCGGCGACACAGACAUGUACCACAAAGCACAGAGGAUGAACACCCCGAGCUGCAGCCGACUGUCAGAGACCGUGAAAUCCCUGGAGAAUUUUUGGUGA
Pipistrellus nathusii (Nathusius's pipistrelle) is the source of this 1146-nucleotide messenger RNA. Lineage: Eukaryota; Metazoa; Chordata; Mammalia; Chiroptera; Vespertilionidae. The record is from the annotation of a GenBank genome assembly.